Messenger RNA from Acanthochromis polyacanthus (spiny chromis), 4495 nucleotides. RefSeq names its product inverted formin-2-like. Gene Ontology annotation, biological process: actin cytoskeleton organization. The record is from RefSeq and is a predicted model, not a curated record. Gene Ontology annotation, molecular function: actin binding; small GTPase binding. NCBI's taxonomy places the organism in Eukaryota, Metazoa, Chordata, Actinopteri, Pomacentridae. The coding region runs from base 295 to 3462 and encodes 1055 amino acids. The transcript is spliced from 24 exons.
CCGCCCACCAGACGGACGUGUUAGAGGACUACCCCAGAGGUUCACCGCAGGCACGAACCAGUUCCCUGCUUCCAGUGACUUGCUGCUGCCGCUGCAGUAAAACUUUCCUCCAGACUUCAUCCACGUUCCUGGAAGAAGUUUUUUUUAACCGGAGAGCAACAGAGCCUCCGGCCGCCCUCCUGGCUCCUCGGUAAGGGUACAAAUGAGCCGCUACCCCGCUGGUUCCGACCAGUUCAUUUCUUUAUCCGACAAGAAAUACAAAGCUGAGUGAAGAACAAAAAGAUUCCUGUCAUCAUGGCAGCCAAAACUAAAUGGGAGACUGUAAAGGAACGCAUGACAGCUGCCACCUCUGCAGACCCAGAUGCCACACUGGAGGCGAAUCUGGAGAAUGCAGACCCUGAGCUCUGCAUCCGACUGCUGCAGGUUCCCACGGUGGUAAACUACUCCGGUUUGCGGCGGCGCUUGGAGGCCAGCGAUCAGUCCUGGAUGGUGCAGUUCCUGGAGCUGCAUGGUCUGGACCUGCUGAUGGAGGCGCUGGAGCGUCUGUCGGGUCGCGGUUGCGCUCGCAUCGCCGACACUCUGCUGCAGCUGACCUGCGUCUCCUGCGUCCGAGCCGUCAUGAACUCAUCUGCGGGACUACACUUCAUCAUGGACAACGAGGGCUACGUCAGGACCCUGACCUAUGCUCUGGACACGUCCAACGUCAUGGUGAAGAUGCAGGUGUUUGAGCUGCUGGCAGCUCUCACUCUGUUUGACCCUCAGGGACACCUUCUAGUGCUGGAUGCCCUCGAAAACUACAAGAGUCUGAAGAAGCAGCAGUAUCGCUUCAGCGUGAUCAUGAACGAGCUUCACGGCACCAAUAACAUUCCAUACAUGGUGACACUGAUGAGCAUGGUCAAUGUACUCGUGUUUGGACAAGAGGACCUGAGGAAGAGGGACCGACUGCGACAGGAGUUCAUUGGCCUGCAGCUGCUGGAUCUGCUGCCCAGACUGAGGGAGACGGAGAAUGACGACCUGAACAUCCAGUGUGAUGUGUUUGAGGACUUUCUGACAAUGGAUGAGGAAGAGAUGGAGCGGCUGUACGGAGGCGUCGACAUGAGCAGCCACCAGCAGGUCUUCACCUCACUCUUCACUAAGGUGUCCAGUAGUCCGUCCUCAGUCCAGCUACUUUCCAUACUUCAGGCCUUGUUGUUGGUAGAUCCAAACAGAGCUCAGGUCUGGCUUGCUCUGGAGCUGCUGACUGACAAAGUCACCCUGCUGUCGCAGGAAUCUGAAUUGGAUUCUGUCGACUGUCUUCUGGAAAGGCUGCUCCCCCAGAAAUCACUCUCAGCCAAUCACAGGGUCCGAACUGUCGACAGAGCGGUCCAGACUCAACUACCAGACAGUCCUACUGGCCAAUCAGACGCACUUAUCAAAGAUGUUUUGACAAGUUCAUCAACACCAGCUCCCAUUGCCGCACCUGAUGCCCCACCUCCUCCACCUCCUCCUCCACCUCCAUUACCUGGUGUAGGAGCACCUCCACCCCCACCUCCUCCUCCACCUCCUCCCUUACCAGCUAUAGGAGCUCCUCCACCUCCUCCUCCCUUGCCUGGUGUAGGAGCUCCUCCACCUCCUCCUCCACCUCCUCCUGGGAUGGGCGUUCCUCCCCCUCCCCCUCCUCCAGGCGACAUCAUCGUAGCCCAGGCAAUUCGAGGUCUGGGCCGGUCAUUUUACAGUACCGCUCCACCCACAAGCACCGCCCCCUGCCCCACACUCCGAAUGAAGAAACUCAACUGGCAGAAACUGCCAUCCAGAGCAGUGAUAGCUCAUCAGUCCUUGUGGAAGUCCAUGUCUUCAGACUCGGUGGAACCCGAUUACUGCAGCAUCGAGCAGCUCUUCAGUCUUCCUCCUACAGAGACCAAGACCAGAACCAAAGCCAAGACAGAGUCCAAAGAGAUUUCCUUUAUCGAUGCCAAGAAAAGCCUCAACCUGAACAUCUUCCUCAAGCAGUUCAAAUGUUCCCAUGAGGAUUUUGUGUCUCUGAUCCAGAGAGGAGACAGGUCCAAGUUUGACGUGGAAGUCCUAAAACAGCUGAUCAAACUGCUUCCAGAAAAGCAUGAGGUAGAGAACCUGAAGUCUCACCAGGCAGAAAGGGACAAGUUGGCAUCAGUGGAUCAGUUUUACCUGCAGCUCCUCGGCGUCCCCAGUUACUCUCUGAGGAUCGAGUGUAUGUUGCUGUGUGAGGAGAGCAGAUGUGUGUUGGAGACGCUGAAGCCCAAAGCGGAACUGCUGGACCGAGCCUGCCAGAGUGUGAGGGAGAGCACUCGACUGCCCAGCUUCUGUAAACUCAUCCUGAGUGUGGGAAACUUUCUGAACUAUGGCACUCACACGGGGAACGCAGAGGGUUUUAAGAUCAGCACUCUGCUCAAACUGACUGAAACUAAAGCCAACAAGUCCAGAAUCACCCUGCUACACCACAUCCUGCAGGAGGUGGAGGAGAACCAUCCUGACCUGCUGAACCUGCCUGAUGACCUGGAGGUCUGUGAGAAGGCUGCUGGGGCGAAUGUGGAGUCCAUUCAGUCUGAAGCAAAGUCUCUGACCAAACAGCUGAAAAACGCAGAGAAGAAAGUUUCAUCUUCAUCUGAGGAUAUGAAGGAGCAGUACUUGUCUGCUUUACAGGAGAGCCUGCAGGCCUGUGAGCAGCUGCAGCAGCUGUUGUCGUCGGUGGAGGACAAGAGGAUGGAUCUAUCCGUCUACCUGUGUGAGGACAGCAGCAGCUUUUCCCUCGAUGAACUGUUCAGGACCAUCAAGACCUUCAGAGGCCUGUUCCUCCGAGCCAUCAAGGAGAAUGAAAGUCGUAGAGAGCAGGAGAAAAAGAGGAAGAAACGGGAGGAGGAGAAGAAACUCAAAGGAGACACCACCAACAAGAUCAUCAGGAAGGAUGUGUCCAAUCAGGAAGAAGGCUGCAUCAUCGACAACCUGCUGGCUGAGAUCAGAAAAGGCUACAACCUGAAGAAGACCAGGCCGAGAGCUGAGAGGGGCAGCAGGGUCCACGAUCAUCCCGUCGUCAAACAGAAGUCGCUGGGCGUGGACGAGCCGGAUUCUUCUGCAUCCAGCCAAUCAGAGAAGCCCCCCGACCACCCAGAGACGGUCCAGAUUCCCACAGAAAAGCCAAAACAACUAAACCAAACCAACACAACGUCAGCUGAACCCCGCAGAAACCCCUCAGUCUCUGGUUCUGCAGGAGAGAAAGAAAUCCAGCUCAGUCCAGAGGAUGAUUCAAAACAACUAACCAGGAACCAGGAGUCAGAGUUUGAGGAGUUCACCUUAUUAGAAUCCAGAACAAUGAAACACAAUGAUGAUGAUGAUGAUGAUUCUGGUCCAAACAAACUGUCCAGCACGUCCAGGAACAGCUCAGCAGGAGCCGGUGUUCAAAUUGGAGCCAAACUGUCUAAAACGAAGAAAGGAUGUAUUUUACAUUGAGAUGAGCAGUGAUGAGUGGUUUCCAUGACAACGUGGCUGAAUGUCAAGACAAGAAAGUUAAAAGUGGUAAAACAUGAACUGACCACAGAUGUUAAAUAAAGAAGAUAUUUUUUCUGUCAAACGAUAACAAGUAAAGAAGUCCGUCGGAGUCUGGCAAAGCAACUGAUUGGCUGUAAAUGACAUCAGCCUACCUGAGCAGACAGGUGAGGUGGGCGGAGCCUUAGUUUCUCAUUAAAUGAUUUUCUGUGUUUUAGGUUGAAAACAACAAAUUUAUGAGUUUUGUGCAACAUGUUCUGAUUUUUUUUAUGAAAUAUCUCAGUUGUGUGUCCCGAUGAAGCUGCCGAUUUUGGUAUUUUAAUCUGGUCCUUCUGAUCAGAUCUGUGGAUUUAUGUCAGGUUUCAUUUGUGUUUUAUCUUUGAACAGACAUGAAAAUGAACCUGCAGCUGUUCUGAUGAUCAGUCAUUAAUUCUAGCUGUCUUGUGAGGAUUCCCUGCAUCUUAUUCAGCAGCAAGUUGAUAGUUUAUUGGUUUUUAAAAAGCGUUUUAAGAUGUCAGCUUUAGACAACUACUCUAAAGCAUUUUUCUCACAAACCCUUUAUCACCAGUUUCAGGUCUUAGGAGUUAAACACAAAGUUGGGUUUGCACUUUUUCACAGAUGUAACAGAAAACAGAUGGUGUCAGUGUAAAAAUGAGACGAUCAAGCAGUUUCAGUUGGUCAAUGGGCAGAAAUCUGUUUCUCACGUUUACUGAGCACAAAAUGAUCUGACAGCAGGAUUCAUUUCCUGAAAGGCUCCUCCUCAGAUGUAGAUUCACUGUUUGUUGGGUUUUUAAAAGAUUUUCAAACAUUUCAGAUAUUUUGGAGCUGUUCAGCGGUUUUGAGUGUUUUCUGGUCAGACCUUGUUUUUUAUCAGACGGAGGAUUUUUCACUUUUUAUUCGAUUGUUCUGGAUUUGCACAUAAGAUGGAAAAUGUCACUUCAGAAAGUUACUGACUUGUACUGUUUACUGGAAAAUAAAUGUUACAGCUUUUUCACCA